Molecule: messenger RNA, 1755 nt
Organism: Sipha flava (yellow sugarcane aphid)
Lineage: Eukaryota; Metazoa; Arthropoda; Insecta; Hemiptera; Aphididae
Product: beta-galactosidase-like
Biological process (GO): carbohydrate metabolic process
Cellular component (GO): vacuole
Molecular function (GO): beta-galactosidase activity
Source: RefSeq, a predicted model, not a curated record
UAUCAGUAUUCGAAGUCUAAGAUAACUGCAGUUAGUGCUGGACAUAUUAUUUUGAAUCGACGUCGGCAAAAUGUAUACGAUUACCUCUUUUUUUAUUUUGACGUUAGUUUUGAAGUUAUUAAUUAUCAAUUUCGACAGCGUAUGUGGUGUCCAGAAAUUUUACAUAGACUAUGAAAAAAACGAAUUCAUCAAAGACGAUAAAGUAUUUAGAUACGCUUCGGGGUCACUUCAUUAUUUCCGAGUGCCAAGACCAUAUUGGCGAGACCGGAUACGUAAGAUGAAAGCUGCGGGCUUAAACGCCGUAUCAUCUUAUGUAGAAUGGAGUUUUCAUGAACCAACUUCAGGUGUAUACAAUUUCGAAGGGCAAGCAGAUUUGGAGCACUUUCUGACGGUAUUAAAAGAAGAAAAUAUGUUAGUACUUCUUAGACCUGGACCGUAUAUAUCAGCUGAAAGAGAUUUUGGUGGUUUUCCGUAUUGGUUGUUGAAAGAAAAACCAAGUUUACAGCUCAGAUCUAAUGAUCCAAUGACUGAAUGUUUCGGUUAUAUGAAAGAAGUGCAGAAAAAAGGUCCUUUGGUAAAUUCUGAAUUUUACACUGGAUGGAUCGCAUAUUGGAAUCAAACACGACCAGACAGAUAUUCCAAGGACAUAAUCCAAGGGUUAAAAUAUUUUUUAUCAAACAACAUAUCGUUCAAUUUAUUUCCGUUCCACGGUGGAACCAAUUUCGGAUUUUCUUCAGGUGCCACUACAGUAGGAUCAACUUUAGAAACAGCCGGCUAUCUACCUCAGUUAACGUCAUACGAUUUCAAAGCUCCAUUAGACGAGGCCGGUGAUCCUACAAACAAAUAUUAUGAUAUUCAGAGGGUCCUUAAAGAAGCGAAUCAUCCAACCACCUCAACGCCAAGACGUGCACCUAAAGGCAAUUAUGGAAUAGUUAAUCUAUUACCUGUUGUAAGUCUAUUCGACCAAACAUCUAUGCACAUAAAACCCGUCAUAAAUGAAGUACCGUUGAGCUUUGAAGAUAUGGAUAUAAAUCAUGGACUAGUUUUGUACGAAACAAAUUUACCAACGAUUGCACGACCAACCAAACUACCACUAAUCAUAGAAAAACUUCGGGAUCGGGCGAUUAUAUUUUUAGACUGUGUGAAAAUAGGAACAAUGAGCCGAUCAAAUGGAGAUACAUCAAUGGAAGUACCGAUAACUAACAAUAACAAAAAGCUGAAUAUUCUAGUUGAAAAUCAAGGCAGAAUCAACAGUUUAAAAUUUUUAAAGGACAAAAAAGGGAUCUUAUCUAACGUAACACUAGGAAAAAAUAUCCUAGGUCCGUGGGUUAUGACUGGAUAUCCGUUGAACGACACAUCCUGGUUGGAAUUUGAAAAUCUACAACCGAAUGUGAAACCACCUGCGUAUUACAGAGGGAUAUUUAUCAUACCUCAAGACCAUAGACAUUCAAAACCUUUAGAUACGUACUUAGAUACAUCUGGGUGGUCAAAAGGUAUUGCAUUUAUCAAUAACAUAAACAUCGGAAGAUAUUGGCCUCAAGUUGGGCCACAAAUCACACUUUAUGUGCCAGCACCAUAUUUAGUUUCUGGAUUGAACACCAUAGUGAUGGUAGAAUUUGAAAGAGCUCCCGAAGAUUUCACAGUCAAAUUAGUGGAUAAACCUCGCUUAGAUUGGUAGUUAGAAUAGAAAAAUAUAUAGAAACAACAGAAUAGAAAAUGUAGAAUUAUGCUACUAAAAAUUAUAUAAAAAUAAAU